Pseudogymnoascus verrucosus is the source of this 906-nucleotide messenger RNA. RefSeq lists its product as uncharacterized. The transcript has 3 exons. The coding region runs from base 107 to 805 and encodes 232 amino acids. Lineage: Eukaryota; Fungi; Ascomycota; Leotiomycetes; Thelebolales; Thelebolaceae. The record is from RefSeq and is a predicted model, not a curated record.
AAUACGACAAAUACGAGUACAUCGUUACAUCCGCUAGAUUUUUCCUCGGCUUUGGUCUUAUCUGUUGAAUCUCUCGUCCUCACCGUUCUACGGAAAAAAUAUCGCCAUGCGUUCUUUUAAACUUGUAGAAGCAGCUAUUCUGCUGUUCUCCAGCGCCUCUUAUGCCCAGCUUGUCAAAGACAGCAGCCCCGUCUGGAGUGUGGUGAUUACCACACCCGAACAGACGGCAGGUUUCGCGCCUUGCAAGCCAAGUAACAAUGGCUAUUUCGUGAAUGGCGGCAUAGACAUAACAGUCUUUGAGGGGUUUUCCUCUAACAUCACCUGUUACAACGUCGCCGACCUAUUCACCGCCUCAGGCAAGACCCCGUUAAACGAAUGCUACCCUAGCAACUCGACGUGUGACGUCCACCUCCAAGGCCAUAGCAACUACAAUGCGACAGCCAGCUACUCGCGCGUCGGUUUCCAAACGGGCAUUGUGUCGGGCAAAGAAGGUUCAAAGCCUGACACCAACGUAAUGACGUUCCGGACGUUUGAGGGCGCAGACUGUGCGUCGGACCCCAGCCACGCCUGGCACCAGUGGAGCUGCGACACCUACAUAGGCGAUUGCUCGGUGCUGCCGUAUAGCGUGCGCAGUUUUAGCAUUUCUACGACGCCAGAGGUGAAUAAGACGGGGUGUUAUGUUGCGUCGGAGCGGGGAGAGAACAAGGUGCCGUAUGAAGAGAGUAUGGGAGCGAAAGCGGUGCCAGGUAGCGCUGUAGUUGCGCUGGCUGCUGCGCUCGGCGUUGCUUUGUUAGUGCAGAAGUAGAAGCAUCUCAUAUGGCGUCUUAACAGACCAGGAAUACCCUUGUCAUAGAGCUAGUUAUAUUUUAUAGAUGUGAAAAUCCUUGCAUCGGUGGCUUAAGCGUG